UGGAUAACCCUGAAGUACGUUAUUGUCCCUGUCUGGUUUCUAUUUCAAACAUUUUCAGGCAUCGUUCUGAUCUUUUUCGUAGUAAUAUGUAUGUUCGCCUUAUCUGAAUUUUGUACAAUCGAUCGAAACGAUGAUAUUAUUCUACUUAUUCUGGUUCUGACAACGAGUUCUCUCCAACGACUCUUAUUGUUAGUCGAAGUGAUAAAAUGACCGAGCAGUUUGCUUGAUUUUUCACGAACAUUUUGUUCAUUUCGUUGGAAUGGGAAGAACUCUCGAGUAUACUUUUGUGCGUGAUACGAAUAAGUACGUUGCGUUUUCGAUUCGAUGCAGAUAUUUGCAUGCCUGUUGAUUAAUUUUGAGUGAUCGACUUGAUUGAUUUUUUCGAUUAUUACGUUCAUUUUAUUCGCGUAUCGUUACCCUUUUUUAAACAUGGUUUUUUUCGCGUUAUAGGAGUUGAUUAAGUGGUCUUUGAGUGAGUUCGGUUUGACGGAAUAAGAAUUCAACGUUCCUGGAAGACCAUAUUUUGCGCGUGAACGAAGUCAUGAAGAGUUGAUAUUCUAAUCAGGCCUGUGCUCAAAUGGAAUUAGGAUAGUGUCAUUGAUUUCAUGGAUUUUAGAAAGUUAUACUGAUUCUGGACUGUCAUCUAUUUCAUUCAAUUCAUCUACUUCGUCAGAACGAUCUCAUGGAGACGUCCAGUCAGGAUGAUACCGUCAAUACGUAUCGCGUAUGGGAACAAUUCAGUAACCGUUUUGCCACCGUGUUUCCCGAAAAUCUCUCCAAUUUAUCAUUCACCGAUCGAAAACAAUGCUCUGCGAUCUUGGAUGAAAUUUUCAAAACAUGGCACCAGCACUGUAAACAUCUCAUACCAGCGGACAGACAUAGCGAAACUAGUUUGAAACUAUAUACAUCUUUCCAUUCGUGGCUGUUUGGCCAAUUCGUUCGUAUAUUUCUCUGCGAAUACUACGAAAACCGAACAAACGACAGUCAGGAAGCUCAACUCGCUUUGUUACUUUACAUUGCCUCGGAAAAUCCGUAUAUUUUCAAUUCCCUGAUACAGUUGUAUUUAAAGUUCCUGCAAUAUUUGUGUGAUGUCGCAUUCCAAGAAAACGCCGCCAAUGAUUCCGAUUUUUGUUGGUUCCAGUCUCCUGGUCAUAUGCCAAUCGUACUGGAUAAAGUUACUUUUCGAGUACAGAACUCGGAGAUCGUUGAACCGGUGGAUUUAUUGUUGAAAAUAUUCCGUUCGUUGGCGAGUUCCAUUUGCGAUAUGUGCGCCGCUUCGUUACAUCUGCUGUGGCGCUGUUGCGUCAAACUUGUUGCCAAUAAUGAUAUUAAUCGGUCACUUUGCUACCAAAUUCUAGUCAUUUUGGUCGAACAAGAUGAUUUGCCAGAUCACGAAGAUGAGUUUAAUCCGACGUUGAGUGAGUUACUUCUUCAUGUGAUGAAUGAUAUCGGUAAAUUAUGCCAGAAUGGGAAACUACGAGAAGAAGAUGAUUUCUGUUCGUUGCUGAAUAUUUUGAGCGAGUAUCUACGAUCGGAUACUUGUUACGAUGAUUCUUACAUUAACUAUAUUCAUUGUCUAAUUUUCCAAUGCCAAGUACCUUUGAAAGAAUCAACGGAGAACGCUUUGUUACGAUAUUACUCGAAAUUGUUACGUUUGUCGCCGAAUGAAACGAGUAUUAUGAAUAUGUCGACUGAAAGUAACCUGCAACCUAUUAGUAUCUCGUUGCUGGCGAUAACCUUGAAAAACAGUUUGGAAAAACAAUUCGAACAAACGUUGAAUAUCUCGAAUUUGGAAGUAUACCAGACAAACAAGAACUGGAGAUGUUUAAUCGAUCAAACCAAUAGUUAUAUUCAAGAUGUGGAAAGAAAACCCAACUCCGUCUCAGAUACGCAAUUGGUAGCGUUAUUCAAAGCUGUCCGAAAUGUUACCCACGACGCCAUGCAUAUCAGUCAUCGGUUCAACGUGAAUUUCACAUUCUUCGGCGGAGAAAUUUACUCGAUUAUUGGAGGUCUGGCCAGAAUAAUGGAGACGUGCAAAAAUACCAAAAUAAUGUACCAGUUACUCAUCGCCAUCGUUAGAGAUGUUUUAAUGUUACCAGAGACCGAACACGUCGAUAUCAACAACAAAACUCAUUUGUUGGCUUUAUUAACGCUGCCUUUACGAUCAUUCCAGUUUUCUACUCAUUUGCCAGCCACUUUACACGAUCGACUUUGGGAUCUGGUCGACGAUGAAAUCAAAGUCGACUGUAUUACUAGUCUGAUGCACGUUCGUCAGUUGGCUUCAGAUCAUAAAUACCUACUGUUCGACGAAUCGUUCGCUAUGCCUGGUCGUAAAGUAUUCGAAGCUUUUCCCGUAUUGAUACAUCACUUGACUGAUGACGAAUUGAGAUACUUUUUGGAGUACCUGGUCAACGCCGAUCCUCGAAGAUUAACCGAAUUAUCGCCGUUUAUUGAGAAAAUCGUGUGCGCUUUAGAUGGCCAUUGCAUUUUGACCAAAUUAUCCAGCGGCGAAGAUAUCGAAUUAUGUUGCAGAAUUUGCGACUCGAAGAACCUUAGUGAUUCGGUUAUUCCUGUGGUAUCUGAAUCGCGACGUCAGUACAUCAAUAGCUUGAUAUCUUCGAUCACGUUGGCCUCGGAUGAAGGUAAACUAAACGUGUUGAAAGGUGCUGUUCGAAUAUCCAAUCACGUAUGCGAAUCCAACUAUCAAGAUUUUCUCAAACUCUUACACGGUUUCUUUACCAGCGAACGAGCCGAAAUACGUGAAAAAAUCGUUCAAAUAACUCCGUACAUUUUAUUCAAAAACAUAAUCGAUUCAACUACCCCUGUCGAGUAUUCCGGUACGACUUUGAAUCACGAUCAGUUCGCCAGUUACGUUAAAAGCUUGCAAGAAGUACUCGUUACAGCUUUGUACAAUUGCGAUGCAGCGACGCAGUACGCCUGUAUUAAAAGUAUCGGUAAAAUAGGCGAUAUCCCGAUCGAGAUGACGUUAUACCCCUGCGUGAAUUUAUUAAUAACUGCGAUGAUGCUGGCUCCGAGCAAAUCUUCCCGUUUGGCUAAAUCAACCAUGGAGCAAAUCGCCAGAACUCAUGGUCGAGACGAAGAAAUCAUUUAUUUGAAAUAUCGAGAUAAUCUUUUCCCCCUCGUUACCCAUCUAAUCGUGGUAAAUUUAACAUCGUACGAAACGAACCUGUGCGAUUUACGUUUCGAUUACUCGACUGUGUUCAGUUCAGCUACGUUGCCUCAUAUUCUCAAGUACCUGUUGCCUGAAAUCGUCGUCUGGGAGUAUGCUCAAUGUAUCAUGGAGGAGUUGGCCGAAAUAUGCGACAUAUCGGUGAAAAAAAUGCUGCUUAACGGCGCUCCUUGUAUCUUUUCUCACGUCAUGUUAUCGAAAGAGCCGGACCAAGCUGUUAAGGUGUUUGAAUUAAUGGAACUCAAAACCGGCGUGAAGAUCUCAGAUAUGUUGAAAAGUUUCGUAGCCAAAGUGACCGCUGAUUUAUUGAUUCAUUACGAAGAUCAACGAGAUAAAGUUACCAGGUGUAUUUUAGCGUUUCGUAAACUACUGAGCUCGGAUUCCCUGCAAAGUAUUCGGUCGUCGGCGUCUGCCAAUAAAGAUAGAGUGAUCGCGCAAUUCGUAAAAGUACGAUUUUUCGGUAUUUUGAUGCGUUUAGAAGCUCAACUCAGAUCCGAAUCGAUACCGAGUAGAACCAGAAGACUGAUAAUUUCAUCGUUGAAGUACAUCAUCGAAUUGAUGGACCCCGAUUACGUUACGAAAGUUCGAUUCAAACUGUUAUUCACCUUACGUACGAUUACAGCCUCGGAAAAAGACGAAUAUCCGGUGCUCUGUGUCCACUUAUGGGAUACUUUCAUCAAACUCAUCGACAAAGAGGUUUUGGGACCUAUACUCAGUACUAUUUUCGUAUCAUUGAUACCUCUGGCCGAUAAAGAACGCAAUCGAGUGCACAAUUUGCUUCGAUCAUUAGUCGUCGAAAACGGAACCGUAGUCCAGCCUCAUUUAAACGACCUGUAUUUCGUAACGCCGGAUCAAUGCGACGAAGAAACAUUCCAGGCGAUCCAGACAGCCCAGAAAUUCGAUGAAAUGAGCUUAGAAGAGAAACUCAAACUAUUGACAAAAUUCAGCCAGCAUGAAAUCGUCGAAGUGAAGUUACACGCUUUGAAACGUCUGAAAAACGAGCUGUCCAAACAUCACGUGGAAAUCUCGCAAUUGAUAUUGGCCAGCGAUUCGGUGAGUUACUUGGUCCUGGAAAUACACCGGGUGUUACUCGAAGGAUUCAGAAACCCUGAUCCAAAUAUUCAAGAAGCUAUCGGCGUAUGCUUAGGUGAAUUCGGCGCCAUCGAUCCGAGUUAUAUUCCGAAUACGGCUAUGAAAGUAGACGACGCUAAGAAGUACACGUGUUGUCGUAUCGAUGAAACUCAAUUCGUCGUCGAUACGUUGAAAGUAUUAUGCAGAGGUUACCAAACAGCCGAAAAUAACUCGGUUAUGGAUACCUUCGCGUUAGCUAUUCAAACUACGCUGAAAUCGUACGAGGUGAAGGAUUCGAACGAGUGUACGUAUUGGUCUCAUAUACCGGACAAAUUACGCGAAAUAAUCCAUCCUUUCUUCACGACGACGUAUAUUUUAAUAUCGAACGAUUCCGAAUCCACCGAUAACAUCCCGCAUCUGAUUUACAGUCUGGAAGGCUGCACCAGUGUCCUAAAAUGGGCCAAUGGCUGGUCUAAUUUCCUCAUCUCGCUACUUCCGCGUGAUACUCGAGAAAUGCAAAUAUUUCAACAUUUCAAAGGCGUCAUCAGCAACGACAACGAAUGCAUGUUGUUCUUCCUUCCGUAUAUUCUGCUGAAAGCUGUCUCCUCCGCAUCCGAUGCGAAUCUAAUGAAAAUCUACGAUGAAAUGAUCUCGAUUAUCAGCGACGAUCGUCGACUUGGUCUGCAAGCUUCGAGCGAAGAAAAUUCGUCGACUCAGCUGGUAGUCAGCGAAGAAUUAUCGGUGAUGCGGAACGUCGUCGAGCAAAGCAUGGAGGUAAUCUGCGCCAAAACCGUAUUCCACUGUUUGGACGUACUGAAUAAAAAAUUUCGCGAUAUGAGACUCGCCUGCAAAGGAAACCCGACGCCGGAGUGCAGAAAACUCGAGAAAUUUUUAUCCAAGUUCUCGCCAGCUGAGAUGGCCGAAAAAUCAUUCAAACGUAAAGAGUAUACUCGCAGUUUACUCUACAUGGAAGAAAACCUGUUCCGGAAUCAGAAAAACCUCGACUCUAUGGAUAAAUAUUUAGCCACUAUGGCUAAAACUUUCGUCUAUUUGAACGACGUCGAUAAUGUCAAAGGGCUUUUCGCUCGCCAUAGCAUUAAAUUACGCCAACCUCAGCACGUUAUUUUACUACAUGAGAUCACCGAUCAGUUCCAAGAUGCUGCCAUCUGUUACGAGCAGUUGCUGAAAAAUAGCAACGAAAAAUGCAGCCAGGUUUACGAAACACGUAUGAUACGCGGAUACCUUAGCAUGAAUCAGCCCGAAAUGGCUUUACGAUUGGUCGAAAACCCUUCUGCGGCAGUAUUACGUAAACAUUCGUCCGAAAUGUACGAUGAUUUGAAAUGCGAAGCGUUAUGGAAUCUUUCCCAGUACGAUGAUCUGGAACGAGUCACGUCUACCGAGCGUGCUCGCCAAAAUGACGCUUGGGGCGUUCGAAUCGGUCAAUCGGUGGUGCACUUCUUGAAAAAUAGACCCGGUUUACUCGACGAAGAAUUAGCCAGGAUACGUAAAACGUUGGCGAAAUCGUUACAUCUGACUUCGGCCGGAUACGGAGGCUAUAAAGAAUGUUACGACGUAGCCAUCAAGUUACAUAUUUUAAACGAGUUCGAAAAAGUAUCCGAUCUCGUGUUCAAAACGCUCUCGACCUCGAAACCGAUCAGCGAAUGUCGUAUCAGCUUCGAAUCUCUGUUCAAAACCGAAUUCGAAGAACGCUUGAAUAAACUGCAACCUGUCAGCAGAGUUCUACAACCUGUGCUCAACAUAAGGCAAACGUUGUUCUCGGUAGCUCGUCGAUUAUCCGGCGAAAAACCCGAGUUGGUUGCCAUGUUCAACGAAGAAAUACGUAAAUGCUGGCUGAAAGUGGUUGAGAUCGCUAAUCGAACGAGAAACUUCCAGCUCGCCUACUCGAAUAUCUUGGCCAUCGAUAAUUACCAACUGAAAGGGUUCUUCAUCGAAAAAGCUAAAUACUAUUGGGAGAAAAUGGAACAACGAGAAGCAUUACGAACGUUAGAAGACGGUAUCGCCUUCCAUUACCCCGAUUACGAGGAAAUGGCUCGUCUUAAAUCUAUCGAGAAUACCGAAGAUCGUAUAAUCUGCGCCGAAGCGAUGCUGCUGAUUGGUACGUACAACGAUACGAUGGUCAAUACAGAUCUGGACACGAAUCUGCAGUAUUUUAGAAAAGCUCACCAAUUAUACCCCGAAAGCGAAAAAAUCCUGGUCAAGUUGGCUCAAUAUCUGGACAAAAUCACCAGCUCGAUUCCACUGGAGGAACGAUACCGUUCUAAGGACAGCUUUUGCGUCGAAAUGGUCAGGUACUACGGGAAUUCUCUGGAAUAUGGCUGCGAAUUCAUCUACCAAUCGCUAUCGCGUAUGAUAAACGUUUGGUUAGAUUACGCCACAGCCCUAUAUCAGGAUAAAGCUCAACGCAUACCUAUAGACGAGAGAAGACAAGCUUGGACCGAUUUAACCGUGCUAAUUAAUAAGUUCAUUGGCAGAAUACCGACGUAUUACUUCUGCACCGCGUUCUCCCUCAUCAUGUCUCGUUUAUCGCAUACGGUCGAUGUCUGUUUCAAUAAACUAUCCCAGAUCAUCGUCAAAUGCCUGAAAGCCUAUCCGAACCAAAUGCUGUGGCAAUUCAUGUCGUUGCAUGGAUCGAAAAACGCCACUUUGCGCAAAAGAUUCCAAUCGAUAAUCAACGCCGAGCAGCUGAAUCAAAUGACGCCGAUUAUAAUGAAAUUUCAACAAGUCUUCGAACAGUUCAGCAAACUAUGUUCGGCCAGCCGAGUUGGUAAUAUGGCCUGCGGCGCGACAUCGCUGAAAACCCUACUUCGUAGGCAAUCGCUGCCUUUGCUGACUCAAUUCGAUAACGAUAUCAUGAUACCGGCUCAAAAAUUUCUCAACAUAGUUCUACCUCGAUCAUCCGCAUCGCUGGAGAAAACCUCCUCGUAUAAUCCCUUCCCCGAAACGAUGGUCUACAUAAGUCGCAUCAAAGACGAAGUGCUCAUAUACAGCUCGCUUCAGAAACCUAUCCGAGUGACGUUCGUGGGCACCGACGGCAAAGACUACGUGAUGAUUUUCAAAGCCUACGACGAUAUGCGAAUCGACUGUCGAGUCGUCGAGUUCAACUCGGUCGUCAACAUGUACCUGAAAAGAGACGUCGAAGCAAGAGACAGAGCGUUGCGUAUCCGCACCUAUACAGUUCUACCUUUACUCGACAGUACCGGUGUUAUCGAAUUCAUACCCGGAUUAGUGAGCAUGCGUACCAUCAACACGCAAAUCCGAAGAUCCUUCGGAAUGUCCAACAUAGCAACCAAAACGUACGAAUGCGCGUUACACGAUUCCUUCGAAAAGAAACGCGAAGUUUUUCAAACGCUGGUGCAACUGCAUCCUCCUUUCUUGCACGAAUGGUUCAGGCAAGAAUUCCCAAAUCCUACGUCUUGGUACACAGCUCGUACCUCGUACAUUAGAUCAUUGGCUGUUAUGUCAAUGGUAGGAUACACCUUAGGCUUGGGUGAUCGUCAUAACGAUAACAUACUCCUAGAUGCGAACUCGGGUGACGUCAUACAUGUCGACUUGAACGUCAUAUUUAAUUUCGGCGAAAAUCUCACGUGGCCGGAAAGAGUACCAUUCCGCUUAACUCACAGUAUGAUCAAAGCAAUGGGACUCCUUGGCUACGACGGUAGUUUCCAAUGUACCUGCGAAAUAGUCAACAGAAUAUUACGCGAAAGAAAAGAGCAGUUGAUCUCUAUUCUGCAUAUGUUCCUUUACGAUCCACCUGAUCCGCGUAGAGAACAGAAACCAGAAUAUAAUCCGCAAAAUAGUAUCAAAAAAGUCGAAUCUAGGCUCAACGGAUGCGUUACAGCGUACAAACAACCUCCCUCUAUACCGCUUUCGGUCGAAGGUCAGACUAGAAAGUUGAUCGAAGAAGCUACCAGUGAGCAUAACCUUUGUCAAAUGUUUAUCGGUUGGAGUGCGUUUAUUUGAAAUACCUUUCGCCUUUAUUUCUUUCCUCGAAUGGUUCAAAUGAUUGAGAAUUAUUACGUUUAUUAGUAUUAUAGUUAUUUUAGAGUUUAAUUUGAAUUUUAUGUUUUAAUUUUCGUACUUAUUCUAAUUGCAAAGAAAUUCGAAAUUUUUAAAAGUGUUUUCUAUUGCGAACGAUGAGUUUAAUUUUCAAAAUGUGAUUUUUUUGUUGAGAAUAAAAUUUUGUUCUUUUUC
Messenger RNA from Planococcus citri (citrus mealybug), 8473 nucleotides. Its product is annotated as serine/threonine-protein kinase ATR-like. The transcript is spliced from 3 exons. The record is from RefSeq and is a predicted model, not a curated record. Gene Ontology annotation, molecular function: protein binding; protein serine/threonine kinase activity. Gene Ontology annotation, biological process: telomere maintenance; DNA damage checkpoint signaling; protein phosphorylation. Gene Ontology annotation, cellular component: nucleus. Bases 683 to 8242 code for a protein of 2519 amino acids. NCBI's taxonomy places the organism in Eukaryota, Metazoa, Arthropoda, Insecta, Hemiptera, Pseudococcidae.